UUGUGGGGUGGGGAAAAGAUGAGCAUGGUAAUUAUCCCGACACCCCACGGAUGGUGAAAGUGCCGAUAGUAAGCCAGUACGAUCGAAUCAGGUCUUGAUACGGAGAAUAUGUGGCUUUAUUGCGGCAUACUGAUUCAUCUGUUUGGAUUUCUACUCGCAAGAUCGUUCGACGAUGCCGAGAGACAUACCUCACCUUUGGAGAGAAAAUUAACGUUGAAAUUGAAAACGGCGGCACGACUGAAGCACAAUCUCGGGAAAAUUCUUCACGAGUUGCCAAUACAAAGUUACGAGAUGCAUCACUCCAUAAAGAUCAUCGAGGAUUAUUUGAAAAACGGCGGUUCGUUGCUCGAGUGUCUCGACGUCUUACCUUCAGUAACAUACGCACCUAUCGUAGAGCAGAUAGACAGUAUCUUUGGAUCCAUGGAGGACCGCUUGCCCAAGUACCUCCUGCCAGCGGUAUCCUUGAUACGGCGAUCGCUGUCGGAGGGCCUUCUGGAUGCCAACGAGAUCUACAGACCCACUUUCGGGCCGCUGAAGGCCGACCCAUUGGAGAAGAUCCCUCUGAGAGAGUUGAAGGAAGCUGCCUCGCCUCUGACCUAUCGCGCGCCAGUCAAGAGUAUCAAAGGCCCCUGGCCGAAGAUUGUCGGUGAGACGGCGACGUUAAUCCACGACGAGAACAUCCCUCCGCGUUCUGAAAUGAUUGCGUACAUGUUAGCAAAUCUGCGGAUACCCGACGCGACAGCGGAAGUGAGAGAAUCGAUCGUGCUCCUCGUCGAAUAUCUAAGAUCGCACGGCAAGCACAAAUUGACGGGCUUCAGUCUAUCCUCCGAUCCGUACGCACUGGUCGCCAAUGCCGUCUCGAGUCUGUCCCUGCAAAACGACACGCUGAUAGCCGCCAACGUGUUGCUGCCGUUCUUGCGACGACCCUCUGAGUGUCGAGGAUCCGCCGAGUUCGCCAACUUCUUUCAGAACGACACUCUUAAUUACACUCUACUGAUAUCUCGAGACAGGACGGUCUCUAGAUCGAGAGACGGUAUCGCAUUUCUUGCCAUGAUUCAGCAGAAGAGUACGGAUGUAUCGGAUAUCAUAGAACGAUUUUCCCCCUUUGAAUAUGCGUCCUGGAAAGAUCUGUUGCUGGCUUUCGUCGGCCAACUCAGGCGUCUACAGCCUCAUCAGGGCAAAUUAUCGAACGUUGUAGACAGCGUCUACGGUGAGCUGAUUCUGAGAAAUAACCGAAAGCGUUGGCAACUUCUGAGGAACUCUAUUAUUGCCGCACCGGUUCUUUCUGCGAUAGCUAGAAGAGAGAACUCCCUCAGGACUCGAAGACUACUCCUGGAUGUGGCUGCGGACAGGACAAUUAAACCGGAAGUCUGGCGGGAGGCACUUGCUUUCUCUUCUUCGGAGGACAUCAGUGGGCCGAUUAACGCCGCACUAAACACUCUGAAGGCUCUACUAGCUUCGGGUCUUCUUCCGAACGGCGUUCUAUCGAUGAAUAUCGCCGAGCUGAUAACCAUUUUCGAGACUAGGCUCGAUCGAGGACAGGCUGACUGCUCCAGUCAAUUAGAAACACACUUGGUUAAUUUUACUCAAGUAGAAAUGGAAACCGAUGAAAAGAAGGCAAUUGAGGACGUCGAUGUCAAGGAUCUUCUUCAGGCUUUGUCAGGUUUGGACAUCUACACGGAUGAAUACAAAAACCUGAAGAGCUUUCUGUCGCAGAACGGCUUGGAGACGAAGAUAGGACGAGUUGAUCUAAUUGCCCAUCCCACCAGAGGUAGAUUACUAGCGCAAUUAUUGCAGAUGAUAGAGCGUGCCGACAGUGUCGAUAAUAAUCUACGACGUUUGGCUGAGCAGCUUGUCGACAACGUGGUCUAUGAGGGUUACGGCUCUGGUGCUUUGUCGUAUCGUUCUAAUUAAUUCGACAAUGAGCACGAUUUUGUACUCUCCUGAUCGAGUAAAUCUCACGACAAAUUUCCGUCGAUAUCUCGUCCCGAACAAAUAACGAAUAUUAAUUUAGUUGAACGAAUAAAAAUUACAGACAUUAUUGUACCAUAUGAUUCUAUCUGAUAAAUUGUCGAAGAAUUUUUUACCUAUCGCUGUUGAGUAAAAUGCGAUCUAAUUAGAACUAUGCAAUAAAAUUGAAGAAAAAGUGUUAAAACCACUUCUAACGUUACAGCGAUUGAAGAAAUCGAUAUUAAAACGAUAUAUUUUGUUAAAUUGUAGUCGAGUGAAGAGAAAAGAAGUUAGAAUUAAUACAAGAAUGCGAUUAUUGCAAGCGUUGGAAAAUC
Vollenhovia emeryi is the source of this 2285-nucleotide messenger RNA. RefSeq lists its product as uncharacterized. The transcript has 3 exons. Lineage: Eukaryota; Metazoa; Arthropoda; Insecta; Hymenoptera; Formicidae. Bases 109 to 1914 code for a protein of 601 amino acids. The record is from RefSeq and is a predicted model, not a curated record.